UUUUCCCACACUUCACUACCCCUCAAGAAAUGCUUGAAUUUUUCCACCAAUAAACUGGGUAGCAACAUCUGCAAUUCUGCAGCACUACAACAAAGAAGAAGAACACACCCACUGUGCAAAUCCAUUGCAGAUAUCAAUCUUCUUGAACAGCAGCACCCUCGUGCAUCUCGAUCUGAACCUAUGAAGCCUGCUUGGUCCUGAAGAUGAUGAAGAACGAACCAAAAACUGGUGAUGCUGGUCUCUCUUGAAUGGGGUUCCACUUUCAUUUCAUGUAAAUCAAAGCCCUAACUUUCAUUUCAUGAAAACAAAGAGAAAUGCUAAUUUGUCUUCGUUCUUCACUAACAUGAGUUGGAGGAGAAUAAGGAGAGCAAGCUCUACUCCCAUUUCGGUCAAUUUUGCGGCGGAAACAGAGGCAGGUAUGGUUUCUUCGAAUCAAUCCAAAUUCAAAAAAAGCUGUAGUGAUUUAGACGAAGCCCUAAAGUUAUUCCGUCAAAUGGCUCAUACCAGGCCCUUGCCUUCUGUUAUUCACUUCAACAAACUGCUUAGUAGAAUUGUGAAAUUGAAGCAUUAUUCUGUAGUUGUUUCCCUGUUUCAAGAAAUGCGCAUUAAGGGCAUCCCAAUCAGUGUGUAUUCCCAUAACAUUCUUAUGGAUGUGUACUGCCGCUCAAGUCGAGUAGAUUGCGGGUUUUGUGUACUUGGUGUGGUUUUCAAGUGUGGAUUUGAGUUUGAUGUGGUCACAUUCACCACUCUGAUUAAGGGCCUCGUUCUGGUUAAUAAGAUUGCAGAGGCUGUAGGGCUAUUCAAGAAGUUGGUGAGGGAAAAUGUGUGCAAACUUAAUCAAAUUACUUAUGGUACUCUUAUAUAUGGGCUUUGCAAGGCAGGUCAUACACAAAAUGCUCUUGAUUUACUUGUAGUAAUGCAAAAGGAGGGACCUAAGCUUAAUACUAUAGCCUAUAACACUGUAAUUGAUUCUCUAUGCAAAGACAGAAUGGUUGAUGAGGCUCUUGGCCUUCUCUCUGAGAUGAUUGAAAGAGGGGUUCCCCCGGAUAUCAUCACAUACACUUCACUGAUUCAAGGCCUUUGCAAUUUUAGCCGAUGGAAAGGGGUUACCAAGUUAAUGAAUGAGAUGGUGCUACAUAAUGUAUAUCCAAAUGUCCAUGCUUUCAAUGUAUUAAUGGAUGCCCUCUGUAAGGAGGGGAAGUUGGAAAGUGCGGAAACUAUUAUUCAGAUCAUGAUUCAAAGGAACAUUUAUCCUGAUGUCGUGACAUACAGCACUCUUAUUGAGGGGUACUGUUUGCAAGGACGGAUGGAUGAAGCGAGGAAAGCUUUUGGUCGGGUGUUAGAAAGUGGCCUUCAACAUAGUGUUUGGACUUAUACCAUAUUAAUUAAUGGAUACUGCAAAAUAAAAGAAAUGGAUGAGGCCAUGCAUCUGUUUCGUGAAAUUCCUCGAAAAGGGUUUCAUCCUAAUGUUGUUACGUAUAACACAAUGUUGCAGGGGUUCUUUCUGGUGGGUAGAUGUUCUGCUGCACUAGAACUUUUUCAGGAGAUGCUGGUUGCUGGACAUAAACCAGAUUUUUACACUUCAUGUGUCUUACUUAGUGGUUUGUGUGAUAAUGGACAUGUUGAAGAGGCAAUGUCAGUCUAUCAUCAGUUAGAUAGAAGCGGGAAUUAUUCUCUUGUUUAUAGUAACAUCAUAAUUGAUAGGGUCUGCAAGAUAGGACAACUUAGUAUUGCAUGUGAUGUAUUCAAUGACCUCAUCUCUAAAGGGCAACACCCAAAUGUGUAUACAUACACUGCAAUGAUAAAUGGGCUUUGUCGAGAAGGAUUAAUAGAUGAAGCCUUAGAGUUGUUAAGGAAAAUGGAGAAGAAUGAUUGCUUUCCAAAUACUGUGACUUAUAAUGUUAUUUUGCAAGGAUUUGUUAGAGAGAAAAAGUGGCAUGAGGCAAAUAUAGUUUUGGAUGAAAUGGUUGGUAAGGGUAUUUCUCCAAAUGAGCACACAUUGUUCUUCAUAAACGACUUACUUGCACUUAAAACUGGAGAUGAGAGAGUACUAAAGGUGAUACAGAAAUUUGCAGCGAAUCAUGUAAAGUAACUACAUAUUUGGAAUCUUUUAGCUUCUCUACUUGUUCAUGAUUUGCAACUUUUGGAGGAAUGUUUUCAGGGAUUUCACUCCCAUUCCAGGGAUUCCACAAGUUUGGGUCUCAACUUUCCCGAGUGUCUCAUAGUAUGGCGUUCAACCUAAUGUUCUUAUUGAUGGACAGGAAAAUCUUUUGUACACUGCAACGGAACCUCUCAUAUGAGAACAAUUAUAUACUGAUAUCUUCAUUUAUUUUAUAUCAUUCUUUUCUUUGCUUAGUACAUGGAAUUCCAUUGUUGUCACCCUACGUAUAUUCCUCCUUCACUUAAUGUGAUGCAUGAUGGUCCAUUGCCUUGUAUUAUAGUAAAAUAAUAUAAGAUCCUGUGUGUUUUAGGAAGGAGCAUUAGCUUUCAGGUUUUUAGUCGUGGCAAAGUAAGGUCAAAAUGGAAUUCUAGUUAUACCAAUUGCACAAAAUAUUCUCUGCAGGUCAAAAUACCAAUUGCACUAAAUAUUUUUAAGGACAUUUCUCUUACAUUUUCGAUUCAUCAUUCUUGUAUUUUGUCAUCCUCAACUGCUGCAUUUUGUUUUCUUGAGGUUCAUUGCAAGUAUUAUUUGCUUUAGCACUCUUAUUCUACAGUUAAACACCAAGUAGGCAAUUAUGUUCAUCCACCGUCAUUUUCAAGCUUCAACUAAUUCAUCAUCAUUUUGAAAAUAAAUUUUUAGUACAUGUACACUAAUGUUGAUUGGCUUAAUGUUCUAUAAAUAUAUAUUAUAUAUUUUUAUGCUGGCACUUUUUCCCCUUUCAUUUCCUUUUGUUGGGAAAAUAGUAUCCCUGCAAACUGGGAGGAGCUGCAGUGUUACUUUGAUCCUAAGAAACCGGUGUAAAAUUCUUCAAAGAUGUAUAUGCAGUUAUGCACAUACAUAUUGCCAUUUCUUAAGUUUUCGAGAAGAGAGGAUCCUUCAGCUCCAGCCCUCCAAAUUCAAGUUAAAACUGUCUUUCAAAGGGGAAGAAGGGAAUUAUAAUGCAAUUUUACAUGAGUUAAUAAACUCAGAUUUCUAUUUUCACUCGUUGCUUUAGCUCAACAUAUCUUAAUAUGCAUCAUAUAAAGGCGGCCCCAGCUGCUGAUAAGAUAACUAUUAAGACACUCAACAGCGCACAAUGCAAGACCUGGUGUCAUUUUGAGGUCAGACUGGGUUUUAAACUUUCAUGUUUCUGUUCCAUUCAUGCAGCAGAGUGCUGGGAAGGAGCAUAAAAUCAAGUAUUGGCAAUUACGAGGAGAAAGCUAAUUCGAGAUCGAUUUAGAUAUGCACAGAGUCAGUUACAUCUCUAGGAAGGAAUUUGAAGCAUUCUUAGAUAGGCUAAAAGCUUUGCAUCUUAGAUUUUGGGCUCACAAUUGAGGCAAGCUUUUAUCUUCAUUCUUUGCAAUUGAAACCAAAGCUUCUGUCAUUCUUUCUGAUCAAAGCUUCUGGUGUUGUGAAUGUAACAAAUUUGAAGAAUUGGCAGAGCAGAUGUUAUGUUGUGUGAGACUGAAUGAAAUUGAUUAUGUAAAUGAUCA
Molecule: messenger RNA, 3633 nt
Organism: Ipomoea nil (Japanese morning glory)
Lineage: Eukaryota; Viridiplantae; Streptophyta; Magnoliopsida; Solanales; Convolvulaceae
Product: putative pentatricopeptide repeat-containing protein At1g12700, mitochondrial
Exons: 3
Coding region: 299-2092 (597 amino acids)
Molecular function (GO): protein binding
Source: RefSeq, a predicted model, not a curated record